Messenger RNA from Drosophila teissieri, 2595 nucleotides. RefSeq names its product nibrin. Lineage: Eukaryota; Metazoa; Arthropoda; Insecta; Diptera; Drosophilidae. The record is from RefSeq and is a predicted model, not a curated record. Gene Ontology annotation, cellular component: Mre11 complex; nucleus. The coding region runs from base 65 to 2521 and encodes 818 amino acids. The transcript has 4 exons. Gene Ontology annotation, molecular function: protein binding; damaged DNA binding. Gene Ontology annotation, biological process: mitotic G2 DNA damage checkpoint signaling; double-strand break repair via homologous recombination; telomere maintenance.
AGCAACUGCACAAGCUAAGGUCACACUUCCCGCUAUUUAUUGAAUUUGUUAAUGUUUUGAAAUUAUGUUUGUUUUGACCAAAGAUGACGAAAAGUUUGUGUUGUUUCCUGGUAAGAAGGUGUACACCAUUGGUCGCCUGGGCACGGAUUUAAUUGUUGCGCAGGACCUCAGUAUAAGUCGCAAUCAUGCCAAGCUCAUCCAGCCGGAUGCGGAUGGUGAUGACACCCUCCAUAUCGAGGACCUUGCCUCCAGAUAUGGCACCUUCAUUUUUCCCAAGCAUUCCCAGAAGCCGCGCAAGGUGCCUGCCAAGACAUUGACUCCAUUGCCUGUGGAAACACGCGUGCGAUUUGGCGCUAACACGAGCAUUUGGCAGGUGACCCAACUGAAGUUGGUCACAACUGUCUCCGCAUUGACGCGUCUUGAGGUCCAAGAGCUGACGAAGAUGCUUGAACCCAUGGGCGGCACGGUCACUUCGAACUGGACCGAUGACUGCACCCAUCUCACCAUGAACGAAGUCUCGGUGACCGUGAAACUACUCCACGCUAUGCUUGAAAAUAAACCAAUCGUCACAUUCGCGUACUGGCGAAAGAUGCUGCAGUCAGCGCAGAGCAUUCAUGUCAAGGAAGGAUGGCCACAGCCAGAGGACUUUCAGCCCACUAACAUAGAUGUCACCUGGCGUCCCGAGCGCACGCGUCUUUUCGCCGGCAAAACGUUCGUCUUCAUGAACCGCAAACACUUUGAUAUGUACGGAUCAGUGGUGCAGAAAGCUGGAGCCACUUGCAAGGAUAUUAAUUCGGGUGUGCGCAAAACAUUCCUAACUAAGAGUGAUGUGAUAGUCAUACAGUAUGUGCCUUCUUCCCAGUCUCAGGCCACUGAAUCAAUCAAUAGUAUACAAGAUAUUCUGGAGCAAAAUGGUCGACGUAUUAUCCAGGAGUACGAGAUUGGCAUGGCCUUGAUCCAUUGCUCUAUAACAGAGUUCUGCAAUCCAACGCACAAGUUUAUUAUCUCAGAUUCAUUGCCCACCACGGAAUCUGUAACUUCCUCGAUGGCCUUUAACUCUUCGAUCAUUGUACCCAACACGGAACGCAACUCGGCGCAAUCCAAUGCAAUGCCCAUUUCUGAAUUUGUGGUGCCCGAGUCAAAUGAAUGCGAAAUGGACCAAGGAGCUUCCAUGCCCGUUUCGGAGCCGCAAUCUUCCUUGCGUAAGCGGAGUCAUGCCUUAACAGUCGACUCCUCGGAUGAAGAGCAAAAAUCAACAUUGUCCAAACGAGCUAAAUCGGUGAUCGCUACGAAACUGAACAAGAAAUCAAAUAUUGCCAUAGAGUUGGACUCGUCUAAUGAUGAAGAUGUGACACCAGCUCCUGCGCCUGCUCCAGUUCAACGCGUAACAAGGCGUAGCAAAAUUAUCCCAGAGGAGAUACCCGUACAACCACCUGUUCGAGCUGCGAGUAAGCCCAUAACACGUAGAACCAAACAGGUAUAUUGUGUUGACUCGUCGGAUGAGGAGAACGAAAAUGCCCAGAAACCGAAAGAAACACCAGCUACGGUGCCCAUAGCCACUUCGUUGCCCAAGAAGAAAACAGAAACAUCAGCUGCAACCAGGAUUUCGCCACGACUCAAUGGCAAAUCAUUGGCCACAAAUAUUACAAACCAACCGGCUGACAAGCAUGUAGUGCCACCAAAACGCCCUGUUUUAUCGGUGGCCUCGUGUGACGAAGAAGAUGAAGGCGACCUAUUUCAAUUCCGAAAAUCUCCACAGAAGAAAACAGAGUCUGUGAUUCAGCCGAAGUCGGGCAGCAAAGGCAAAACGCCAGCCAAAAUCAGUGUGGUCGACUUUUUGGAGAAAUCACAGCCACAAGAGGCCGCUUCAGUGCCUCCCCAGUCGGAGUCCCAAUCCCAGACACAACCGCGCAAGCGUCUACGCCUGGAGCUGCUAAACGAAAGCGACAGCGACGAUUGUGAUAACCUCUUCAACUUUGCAGACAGCAAAAAGAAAAGAAAGACGCAGGAGGCUCCGAAAAAUGAUGACUCCACCGAUGGCUUGUUCAACUUUAACUCUGAAAGACAGAGUGAUCAAGAUGACGAGGAUUCCCGGUUAACCGAACCCUUUGUACCCGAAGUGGAAAACAAAAAAGAAACCAAGUACGUAGUGGCGCCGCGUACGGAGAGGCCCAGGAAAGUAGACACCAGUGGUUGGUUAUCGUGUAGCAGGCUACACGUUGAUAUCAAACCUGAAAUAGACGCCGAUUCGGUUAAGCUGGAAACCUCCAUUAAGGCGGAGCCCGAUGAGGAGCAGUGGCUGGCCGCCAUGAAGGACAGCAUCGAGGUGCGCAUGUGCAACUUGAACAUUGUCAUUCGCUCCCAGGAGGAGGUGGAUGCUUCUCUUGAGGAUUCUGUAAACAAGCAUGUCGGCCGCAAGAACUUUAAGAAGUUUGUAAAGACCAAAAAUCCCCAUCCACAAAAGCGAGUUGUGGCGCUUAAGAGUCUGCGGCUGGCUGAUGGUGUAGUAACCAGCGUUUAAUGUCGUGUCUAAAUGUAAUUUAUCGUCGCUUGUGAAGUUACUUUAUUUUGUUAACAAUAAACUUGCGAAAUAUG